AUGCGUCUUUUCACCACUGUCGCUACGGCCAUUAUCGGCCUGGCGGGCGUCCAGACAGUCGCUGGUGCCCCAUCAAAUCACACCAGCCCCGGGUGCUGUCGGAACCCUCUGGUCCGAUACGAAUGGCGACAACUAUCCUUGGAGCAGAGAUUAAGCUACAUCGAUGCUAUCAAAUGCUUGAUGUCUCUGCCGUCGGAAGGCAAUAAUCUGUGGCCUGGUGCGAAGACUCGGUACGACGAUUUCCAGGGUAUGCACAUCUAUGUCACAGAACAGGUGCACUUCAAUGUGAGUCAACUCAAUCUGCGUUCCAAGGCCAGUGGGUGGAUUCAAUAUGCUGAUGUUACCAUAGGGACCUUUCCUCCCCUGAGGAACAAAUGCUCCUACCAAGGAACACUACCCUACUGGGACUUGAGUCUUGACAACACUGCGGAAAGUUUUGUCAACUCGCCAAUCUUUGACAACACUUACGGAUUCGGCGGUAACGGGCCGUAUGUCGAGGAUAUCAGUGAUGACGAGGAGUUCCCGGUCAAGACCCCCACGGAAAUUCCGGGAAGGAGUGGAGGAGGUUGCGUCCAGGAAGGGCCAUUUGCGAACCUCACUGUUUCCAUGGGUCUCGGCUCCUCACUUGAACCGCAACCCCAUUGCCUACGUCGAGAUUUCAGUCCCACCCUCGUUGCCAGUGCCCUGAGAGACGAGAUUGUUGACCGUGCGCUCUCUGCGCCGACCUAUGGUGAAUUCAACUCUCACAUUCAGGGCUACAGUUUCGAGUUCGACAGCCUGACUCUCCACGCGUGCAUGCAUCUUGGCAUCGGCGGUGCUGUUGGCGAGGUACAUAUCCACUGCUAUACCUCUUUCGUGACAUAUUCCUCACCCGGCGAUCCACUCUUCUACUUUGUCCACGGCGCACUGGACAAGACCUGGAACGACUGGCAGCGGCGAGACUGGCCCGCGCGUAAAACCGCCAUCGGCGGCCCGGACACCAUAUUCGCGUACCCGUUCAACUUCUUCGGUGACGUGCCGUACGAGAACAUUACGCUGCAGUACCCUCUCAAGUAUCCCAACUUUGGAGAGGAUAUCCCCAUCAGCGAUGUGAUGGAUAUCCAUGUUGGCCCGUUUUGCUACGAGUAUAAGUAG
Messenger RNA from Colletotrichum phormii, 1134 nucleotides. RefSeq lists its product as uncharacterized. The transcript has 5 exons. Gene Ontology annotation, molecular function: oxidoreductase activity. Lineage: Eukaryota; Fungi; Ascomycota; Sordariomycetes; Glomerellales; Glomerellaceae. Bases 1 to 1134 code for a protein of 377 amino acids. The record is from RefSeq and is a predicted model, not a curated record.